Rhinichthys klamathensis goyatoka is the source of this 1330-nucleotide messenger RNA. It is a transcript of the gene rabac1, whose product is annotated as Rab acceptor 1 (prenylated). Lineage: Eukaryota; Metazoa; Chordata; Actinopteri; Cypriniformes; Leuciscidae. The coding region runs from base 32 to 604 and encodes 190 amino acids. Gene Ontology annotation, cellular component: Golgi apparatus. The record is from RefSeq and is a predicted model, not a curated record. The transcript is spliced from 6 exons.
CAUCUAUCUGUGUGUUAUUAGACACGUUAAUAUGGAUGGAAAAGCAAGUGACCCCUUUAGCAGUGAGGCAGAACAGCUUCCUGGGACAGGAGUAGUGGGGAGGCUUUGGCUGCCCAAAGGUCUGUCUGGUAGUGUGAUUAAGGAUUGGGUUGACCGCAGGCGGAAGUCCAUCCGUCCGUGGGCCAGCUUUGUAGACCAGCGCAAGUUCUCCAAACCUCGUAAUUUUGGGGAGCUGUGCCAGCGUGUGGUGAGGAACCUGAACACCUAUCACAGCAACUACACCUUCAUCUUCCUGGGACUCAUCCUCUACUGCAUUAUCAGUUCCCCGAUGCUCUUUAUUGCUUUGGGAGUGUUUGCUGGUGCCUUCUUUAUAAUCCACUUGAAAACACUGGAAAAGAAGCUGGUUGUUUUUGGUCGUGAGUUGACUCAGGGACACCAGUUAGGUUUAGCAGGAGGGGUUUCCUUCCCUGUGUUCUGGCUCGCAGGGGCAGGAUCUGCUGUGUUCUGGGUACUAGGUGCUACGCUAGCUGUUAUCGGGUCUCAUGCAGCCUUUCAUGAGAUGGAGUCGUCUGACGUGGAUGAGCUGCUCAUGGAAUCUGUUUAACCUUCUCACCUUUGACCUUUUUGCUCAUGUUAACGGGAAAUGUCUUGCCUCGUCAUGUACAUGGCCACAUAUUGGUUGUACUAAUUUGAUAGUUUACUCACAGAUUGGCCAGCAAAAAAGUAAAGACUGUUAAAUUGACAUCACCCAAGAUAGAUCAAGCACAUUAAAAGACCUCAAAUGCCUUUACUGGUACCUAUUGGAUAUCAUGAUCAUUUGUUACAUUAUUUAUUUCCAAAAUAUCCUCAAAGCACAAACUAAAUGCACUGUGACCCAAAGCAAAAAAAAUGCAGUUUAGUUGUAAAAACUAUUACAAGCUAUACUAUCCUUCAAGGAACAGUUCACCCAAACCUGAUGCUAGCUAAUGUUAUGCUAGCUCAUCCAGAAUAGUGGGGAAAAAACCUGGCAACAAGAAUGUACUGACUUGACAGUUUCUUUGAUGUAUAGGGUACCAGUCAUUACACGAUCAUUUGUCUUAGGCUAUUCAUAAGUUGUUACAUCAGUCUUGCUAGGACAUUUAGCGCAUGCAUGAUUUGAUAACAGUAUACGUGAGCAAAGAUAGUGUAUUAUUGCUAUUCAAUGUAAUCAAUGCCAAUAUUCCAACUGGAAGAUUUUUUUAUAUAUAUAUGUUCUCAUUUUAUGGAAAUGUUUGUUUGUCUUUUAUUUCACAACUUGCUUCUGUUGUGUCAAUGAAUGGGAAGUGCAAUAAAAUGCUCAGCCUGUACCAUA